GGAUGAACAGUUUUCUGGAGUGAACCAAAACAUUCGGAAAAAUACUCGCAGGUCGGAACGUUGAUUACUCCUAAAAUUGCGCGAAAAGUGCGUAGAAACGCUUGAUUAUUGGUUCCAUCGCGUUCCGGAAAUGGCGAUUAACCUGGAGAUACGGUUGAGACGACCGAACAAAAUCUACUACGAAGGGGAAACAAUCAGCGGUGUGGUUCACAUCUCAUCUCCAACAGAAAUAAAACACGAUGGAAUUACUUUAUGCAUGGAAGGUCAAGUGAACUUGACGAUCAGCAAUAAAAAUGUCGGUAUUUUCGAAGCUAUGUAUAACUCGGUUAAGCCGAUCACCCUUCUCAAUCAAUUUACUGACCUAGCUCCGUCUGGCAAACUACCUUCCGGAACCACAGAAGUUCCCUUCGAAUUGCCCUUGAUUUGCACAAAAGAGCCGAAGGUCCUGUACGAAACCUAUCACGGAGUGUUCGUUAAUGUCACCUACCUACUGAAAGCCGAAAUAAAGCGUAGUUUCCUGGCAAAGAGCGUAGCCAAAGCUCAACAAUUCAUCAUCCAGUACCGGCCCAGUCAACCGCCGGAGAAGAAAACCGAGGUCAACUUCUCGAUCAGCCCGGAAACGCUGCAGAAAACGGCCAAAGAACGUAUCUCGAUUCCGCGCUUCCUCAUAACGGGGUUGCUGGAUUCGACGGAAACUUGCGUGACGAAACCGUUUACGGGCAGUUUGACCAUUCACCACACGGAAGUGCCGAUCAAGUCGAUCGAGAUUCAGUUGGUCCGCGUGGAGACCUGUGGCUGCGCGGAGGGUUACGCGCGCGAUGCCACCGAAAUCCAGAACAUUCAGAUUGCCGACGGGAACGUGUGCCCCAAGGUGCAGAUUCCGAUCUAUAUGACGUUUCCGCGGCUGUUUACGUGCCCGACGUUGAUCACGAAGAAUUUUAAGAUCGAGUUCGAGGUGAAUCUCGUUGUGGUCUUCGGAGAUGACUAUUUGGUAACGGAAAACUUCCAAAUCGUGCUGAACAGAACUGCCUGACCCGUAUAAAUGAAGUGAUAUAUGU
Molecule: messenger RNA, 1058 nt
Organism: Aedes albopictus (Asian tiger mosquito)
Lineage: Eukaryota; Metazoa; Arthropoda; Insecta; Diptera; Culicidae
Product: vacuolar protein sorting-associated protein 26C
Exons: 4
Coding region: 131-1033 (300 amino acids)
Biological process (GO): intracellular protein transport
Cellular component (GO): endosome
Source: RefSeq, a predicted model, not a curated record